Striga hermonthica is the source of this 867-nucleotide messenger RNA. The record is from the annotation of a GenBank genome assembly. Lineage: Eukaryota; Viridiplantae; Streptophyta; Magnoliopsida; Lamiales; Orobanchaceae.
AUGGAUGGUAACGGGACCCUUUUUGGAACACUGAGUGUAAAUACUAGAGAGGUUCUUCACAAAUUCACUGUGGACCUUCCUAAGAAACACGGGAGGAGAAGGCAGUUUGCCUUGCGUUUUGCUCGUCUCCGUAUGGAAAAACGACAUAACUACGUUAGAAAGACAGCCGAGCUUGCCACCCAAUUUUUCAUUAAUCCCCAGACAAGUCAGCCUAAUGUGGCUGGGCUAAUACUUGCUGGCUCGGCUGACUUCAAGACUGAGCUGAGUCAGUCAUACAUGUUUGAUCCUCGUCUCCAGGCCAAAAUUUUGAAUGUUGUGGACGUCUCUUAUGGUGGGGAAAAUGGAUUCAAUCAGGCCAUUGAGCUUUCUGCUGAAAUCCUCUCCAACGUGAAAUUCAUACAAAAAAAACUUCUUAUUGGCAAAUACUUUGAGGAAAUUAGUCAGGACACGGGGAAAUAUGUUUUCGGAGUGGAGGACACUUUGAAGGUUCUGGAAAUGGGUGCUAUCGAGACACUCAUUGUUUGGGAGAAUCUUGAUAUCACUAGAUACUUCCUGAAGAAUACUGUAUCCGGUGAAGUCACCAUUAAGCACUUCAACAAGGAGCAGGAGUCGGACCAGAAGAACUUCCGGGACCCAGAGACAAAUGUCGAGCUGGAAGUUCAGGAGAAGUUGUCUCUGCUUGAGUGGUUUGCCAAUGAGUACAGAAGGUUCGGAUGCACACUCGAGUUUGUGACGAAUAAGUCCCAGGAGGGGUCUCAGUUCUGCAGGGGUUUUGGGGGUAUAUGUGGGAUCCUCCGCUACCAGUUGGAUGUUCGGGAUUUUGACGAGGUUUCUGAUGAUAGGGGAGUCUAUGAAGAUUCAGAUUAG